CCUCAGCUAAUUUAGCUUCAUCUCAGAUGAACUCUUCCCUGAGGUAACACAAGUCUGGUGAUAGACAUUACAUUGUGGAGAAGACAGACGGCGAUGGGACCUUUUGGUUCAUCCAAAUCCGGAGGUGGUGUCCUUCUUCCAUGUGAAGCUCCCAUGUAGAUUCACCUCUCUGUCACUGUUCUUUCCAACACCUUCUUCCCAAAUCUGCCCUUUCUUUUUCCCACUGUUCAUCUUUUUAGUUGGAAUAAUGCAAUGUUUCCUCAUCAUAUAUUAUUAUUUUAUGAGGAGUAGAUCUUAGAUUGAAGACAACCAAAAGCCAAGCUUGCUGUAAUAAUAUCACACAGUUGGGGCAUUCACUUUCUGCUUUGCUUCCCACACUUGUCAUCCCUGCCAUCAUCAUUUCCUCCGCACUCAGCUAACAUUCCUCUCUCUCUCUCUCUCUCUCUCUCUCUCUCUCUCUCUCCGACAAUGAGGCGGCAGCAGCUCCUCGUGUACCAGCUCUUGAUCUUUCCACUACUGUGCGUGCCUCUACCGGAGGCCUCCGGCACCGCCCCUAGCGGUGUCGGCAGGGUCAUCCACAUCGGGUCAGCGAUCUCGUCCCUGGCGGCCAAGGGCCCUGCGGCAGCACCCCCCAAGCAGACCAACCUCACGUCGGUCAUGGCGAGGAAGGGAUGCGCUACCUUCGCGGGCCUCCUGGCCUCCACCGCCGACGCGGAGCAGACGUUCGUGAGCAACGUGGACGCGGGGCUCACCGUGUUCUGCCCCCUCGAUCAGGCCAUGAAGCCCUUCCUGCCCAAGUUCAAGAACCUGACCGCCGACGGCAAGCUGUCGCUUCUGCUCUACCACGCCAUCCCGGUCUUCUACUCCAUAGAGUUGCUGAAGACCGGCAACGGCGUCAUGAACACGCUGGCCACCGACGGCACCGCCAAGAACUACAACCUGACGGUGCAGAACGAAGGGGAGCAGGUGACGCUGAAGACGAGGCUGACGGUGUCCACCAUCACCGCCACGCUCAUCGACAAGGACCCCCUGGCGGUGUACGCCAUCGACAAGGUGCUGGAGCCGGCGGAACUGUUCAAACCGCCCGAGGCCCCCGCUCCGGCGCCCGCGCCGGAGGCGGACAAGAUGGCGGAGGCGCCCAAGGCCAGGAAGUCAAGGAGGGCAUCGCCGCCAGCACCGGCAGGGCCGGAGGAGCAGCCAGCGGAUCAGAAGGCAGCCGACGAGAGCGCUGCCGGGAGGACUGGCGUGGCCGCGUUGGCGGCGGCUGUCAUUGCGACGGCGGUGGCGGUGAUUGCGGCCUGAGCUUUCUAUCUUGCUUCCUGUUUUUGCUUUCGAGCUUUUGCUUCGGGAAACAAAAUUAACAUGCGCUUUAAUUUUGUUUCCGCUUCUCUGUGUUUUGUGUGUUGGGAAUGCUUCUUGCGAUCGGUGUUGCCUGUUCUGUACUAAGCAUGCUCUCUCUCAUAGUGUACUUAAAAAGGGAUAAAGCUCUUAUCAAUGGAUUGCAUUGUGAUUUGUUUUUA
Molecule: messenger RNA, 1520 nt
Organism: Musa acuminata AAA Group (dessert banana)
Lineage: Eukaryota; Viridiplantae; Streptophyta; Magnoliopsida; Zingiberales; Musaceae
Product: fasciclin-like arabinogalactan protein 1
Exons: 1
Coding region: 469-1302 (277 amino acids)
Biological process (GO): plant-type secondary cell wall biogenesis
Cellular component (GO): plasma membrane
Source: RefSeq, a predicted model, not a curated record